AUGGUCCAGGUGGGCGGUAUGCUUAAUGCCCGCCUGGCCUCCCUGGAAGACCGGUUGCUACCAGAGAAGAACCUAAGACCACCAUUAGCGUCAGACAAAAAGACAGAAACCGGCACAUACGCGACCGCGACGGCGAAGCCUACACCUGCGCCCUCUUCGGCGGCCGCCAAGCAGGUACCAACGUCCACGCCUGCACCGCCGCCGCAGAGAUUGAGGGUGCCUCGAAGCUCCGCUGUUGUAGUGACACUCACUGAAGCGGCAAUAAACAAGGGGCUGACAUAUAGCGGUGUCCUCAAAGAAGCGAAGUCGAAGCUGGACUUAAAAGAGGUGAUAGGCAUCGAAGCGGUGCAAUUCCGUCGGGCGGUUACCGGGGCUACCAUCAUUCGUAUCCCCGGCGCCACUAGCGCCGCUAAGGCUGAUGUACUGGCGCAGAAACUCCAAGAGUUAUACUGCGACAACGGCGUCAAGGUCUCCAGACCUGAGAAACUGGUCGAUGUCAAGAUUGAGGGGCUAGAUGACUCAACAACACCUGAGGAAGUAAAAGAGGCCAUCCUCAAAAAAGGGGCGGGGACAUGCACCGGCGACCAGGUCCGAACCGGGCAACUCCGCCAAAGCAGAUCGGGCCUAUACAACAUCUGGGCCCAGGUCCCUGUUGCGGCAGCAAGGAAGCUGACGACGGGCCGUUUCCUGGUGGGCUGGGUGGCUGCCAGAGUCACCAUUGGCAGGCCCAGGGAGCUGCGCUGUUACCGCUGCCUGCAACAGGGGCAUGUGGCGAGUCGCUGCGACGCGGAGGACCGCAGUCGCCUUUGCUACAAAUGUGGUCAGGAGGGCCACAAGGCCGCGUCCUGCCCGUCGCAACCGAACUGCAUCCUGUGUACGGCGGCGGGCAAGGAUGCAAAGCACCGAUUGGGUAGUUACAAAUGUUCGGCACCCAAAAAGAUGGUCCAAAGAAGAGCGCUAGCCGAAGUAGCACGCAAUGCGCCCCCACCGAACGGGGAGGAUAUGGAGGCAAAUCUCAACCACUGUGCCAGAGCCCAAGAUUUGUUUAUUCAAAGCUUGGCGCAGUGGUCGAUUGAUCUCGCUGUCGCAUCGGAGCCAUACCUGGUUCCAGAUAGAAACAAUUGGGUGGGGGACCUCGAAGAUCUAGUCGCGAUAUACGCAGGCGGCAACCCCCCAAUUGUUUCCACCAGGAGAGGAAGAGGUUGUGUAGGCGUGAAAGUGGCCGGCAUAGUCAUCGUCGGAGUUUAUUUCUCUCCCAACCGAUCGUUGCCUGAAUUUGAGGCAUAUCUAGAUGAGGUCAGCUCUUUGGUGAGAUGGGGAAGACCGCUCGAGGUUGUCGUGGCGGGGGAUUUAAAUGCCAAAUCCAGGGCCUGGGGAUCCUCCGUCUCCGACAGCCGCGGCGAGGCACUUAUAUCGUGGAUGGCGCAGCACAAUCUCGCGCCACUCAACACGGGCUCCACACACACCUGUGUGCGCAUGCAGGGCGGGUCAGUCGUAGAUAUCACCCUUGCGAGUCCCGCCCUGGCAUGUCGCGUGCAGGACUGGGAAGUGCUGACCGAGGUGGAGACUUUGUCGGACCACCGCUACAUUCGGUUCGACAUUCUCCCCUCGCCAGCACCCCCGACCAGUCGGAACAUCGCCAUUCCCCCAGAGAUCGGGCAGAUGUGGUCCUUGAGAUCUCUGGACCGAGAGACAGCAGAACUCGCCGCCAUAGUGGGGACGUGGUCCCACCGAAUGGAGGACAAAUGUGUCGACGUCGGCGUGCAAUGGGUUGACGGAGUACUGGCGCACGUCUCGGACUGCGCCAUGGUCAAAGUUAGGCCGUCACCGCGGCGAUCGAACCGAGUGUACUGGUGGUCGGGCAAUCUUUCGCAGUUGCGUUCUGCCUGCGUGCUUGCCCGCCGCCGGUACACUCGAUACCGAAGAAGGCGCCCUGGAUGGGACGAGUCUGAGGAGCGGUGUCUCUACACUGCAUACCAAGAGGCAAAGAAGACUCUGCGGUGUGAGAUAACCGCCGCCAAAGACCUGGCCUGGGAGGAGUUUUUGUCUACUCUAGAGGUGGACCCAUGGGGCCGGCCGUACAAGCUUGUCAUGAGCAAGCUGCGCCCCUGGGCUCCACCCCUUACCUCUACCCUAGAGCCGACACUCCUAACAUCUGUAGUGUCGACACUUUUCCCUCCCAGUGCCCACAAUACCGGACUUGACUUCCCCGACUCGAUACCUCCCGGUUCUGUCCCGGGGGUAUCUGAGUCGGAAAUAUUCUCGGCGAGGACAAAAGUGCAGAGCAAGCGCACCGCCCCAGGACCCGAUGGGAUCCACGGGAGGGUGCUCGCUCUGGCACUUCAACACGGAUUAGACGAACAGUUCAGGACGCUACUUACCAAGUGCCUGGAAGAGGGAAAUUUCCCUCAAAAGUGGAAAACGGGAAGACUGGUCCUGUUGAGGAAACCAGGAAAACCAGAGCACUCACCAUCAGCCUAUCGCCCGAUAGUGCUGCUCGACGAGGCCGGCAAGUUGCUGGAGAGGGUAAUUGCCGGUCGCGUCAGCGAACAUCUUUCCUCGGCAGGGCCGGACUUGGCCGACACACAGUACGGAUUCAGGCGGCACCCAGAGAGGCUGAUGCAAGUUUUCAGCGGAGACUUGGUCCGCAUCUCCAGGCCGACGAAAACGACGGAGAUUAAAAUUUCUGGAUUGGACGACUCAUCAACCAUCGAUGAAGUACUGGCUGCGGUCGCUGAAGCAGGAGGCUGCUCAAAAGACAGCCUCAAGAGCAGUGGUGUUGUUAGGGACAGAUUUGGUGUUGGACAUGCAUGGGUAGAAUGCACAGUACCAGUUGCAAGACGAGUGGCUGCAGCGCAACGGCUGACAAUAUCGUGGGUGUCGACCAGCGUCAUGCUGAUGGAGCCCCGACCAUUGCGCUGCUAUCGAUGCCUCCAAAAGGGGCACGUUAGAGCGCAAUGCAACGCUGAGGUGGACAGGAGCAAAUUGUGCUUCCGCUGUGGGGUAGAGGGCCACAAGUUCAAAGGCUGCUCGGCCAAACCGCAUUGCACCAUCUGCGCGGCGGCCCAAAAACCGGCGGAUCACAAGCUGGGUGGUAGAGGAUGUUUAGCUCCAGCCCCCAAGAUCGCCAGAGGGAAGAGAACAGCUGCGCCACAACCAGCACAACAGGCGCCAGCAGAAGUUUCAAUGGAGACGGAUGAGGUUAACAUCAAUAACAUCAGAAAUGGCUCUACGUCUACUUCAAGCCAAUGUUAA
Messenger RNA from Papilio xuthus (Asian swallowtail), 3255 nucleotides. RefSeq lists its product as uncharacterized. Gene Ontology annotation, molecular function: catalytic activity; zinc ion binding; nucleic acid binding. The transcript has 4 exons. The record is from RefSeq and is a predicted model, not a curated record. Bases 1 to 3255 code for a protein of 1084 amino acids. NCBI's taxonomy places the organism in Eukaryota, Metazoa, Arthropoda, Insecta, Lepidoptera, Papilionidae.